Molecule: messenger RNA, 1353 nt
Organism: Hipposideros armiger (great roundleaf bat)
Lineage: Eukaryota; Metazoa; Chordata; Mammalia; Chiroptera; Hipposideridae
Product: UDP-glucuronosyltransferase 3A1-like
Exons: 5
Coding region: 1-1320 (439 amino acids)
Cellular component (GO): UDP-N-acetylglucosamine transferase complex
Molecular function (GO): glucuronosyltransferase activity
Source: RefSeq, a predicted model, not a curated record
AUGAUGAUCCAUUUUCAGCACCUCCAACAAACAUUUAUCAUUUAUUUUGUUUCUUAUAGAGACAAAUUUGAAAACCUUUUAAAACUGCAGAAAUUACUGGGGCUUCAGUGCAGCCAUUUCCUCAGGAGGAGUGAUAUCAUGGAUUCCUUAAAGAAUGAGAAUUUCGACUUGGUGAUAGUUGAAAGUUUUGACUACUGUACAUUCCUGGUUGCUGAGAAGCUUGGGAAGCCAUUUGUGUCCAUUCUUCCUACCACUUUUGGCAUGGUGGACUUUGGGCUACCAAGUCCCGUGUCUUAUGUUCCAAUAGCUCAUUCCUUGCUAACCGACUGCAUGGACUUCUGGGGCAGAGUGAGGAACUUUCUGAUGUUCUUUGGUUUCUCCAUGAGGCAAUGGCAAAUCCUCUCUACUUUUGACAACACCAUUAAAGAACACUUCCCAGAAGGCUCUAGGCCAGUUUUGUCUCAUCUUCUAAAGAAAGCAGAGCUGUGGUUUGUUAACACUGACUUUGCCUUUGAAUUUUCUCGGCCUCUGCUUCCCAACACUGUGUACGUUGGAGGCUUGAUGGCCAGACCUAUUAAACCAGUACCACAAGAAUUUGAGACUUUCAUUGCCAAGUUUGAAGAGUCUGGUUUUGUCCUUGUGGCCCUAGGCUCCGUGUUUAACAUUGCUCAGUUCCAGAAGAGUCUUAAGGAGAUGAACAGUGCCUUUGCUCGUCUCCCUCAAGGGGUGAUAUGGAAGUGUAAUCCUGCCCAGUGGCCCCAAGAUGUCAAGCUGGCAGCAAAUGUGAAAAUCGUGACGUGGCUUCCUCAGAAUGACCUUUUGGCUCACCCUCGCAUCCGUCUUUUUGUCACCCAUGGUGGGUUGAAUAGUGUAAUGGAGGCCAUCCAACAUGGAGUGCCCAUGGUGGGUGUUCCCAGCUUUGGGGACCAGCCUGAAAACAUGGUCCGAGUAGAAGCCAAAAAGCUUGGCGUCUCUAUCCCGUUCAAUCAGAUCAAGGCUGAGACAUUGGCUCUGAAGAUGAAGCAAGUCAUAGAAGACAAGAGGUACAAAUCGGCAGCGGUGGCCGCCAGCGUCAUUAGGCGCUCCCACCCCCUGACCCCCGCCCAGCGGCUGGUGGGUUGGGUCAACCACAUCCUCCAGACAGGGGGAGCGGCCCACCUCAAACCCCACGCUUUCCAGCAGCCCUGGUAUGAGCAGUACCUGCUGGACGUCUUCUUAUUCCUGCUGGUGGUCCUCCUGGUCACCGUGUGGCUCUGUGGGAAGCUGCUGGUCAUGGUGGCCAGGUGGCUGUGUGUGGCCAGGAAGCUGAAGAAGGCCUGAUGCACAGUGUAGCCUAGGUGUGCAUGUGUGUGU